AUGACUCGAGGAAACCAGAGAGAUUUGGCUCGCCAAAAAAAUCAGAAAAAACAGCAGGAGAUGCAGAAGAAAAAAAACGCUAGUGAAAAAACUGGAAUGUCUCUGUCUGAAAGGAAACAUAGGGAUGCUGAAUUAAUGCGAGAAAAACAACGAAAAAAGGAAGAACAGAGUGGACAAGGUAAUCAGAAACAAGCAGUUCAU
This is a messenger RNA of Iphiclides podalirius (scarce swallowtail), 201 nucleotides long. The record is from the annotation of a GenBank genome assembly. NCBI's taxonomy places the organism in Eukaryota, Metazoa, Arthropoda, Insecta, Lepidoptera, Papilionidae.